AUGCAGUCCGCAGUUGCAAAACCUCUCAAAACCUCUUCCGCCCGGAUCUCGUCCCGAUUCCAAAGUAACCCUGGUCUCCGCCGGCAUGGAGGACCAACCCUGGCCCCAGGCGCUGCCAAUCUGCAGAUCCACCGGGCCGGGAACGCGCACCUCUCUGCUUUACGGCAAGGGAGCGCGCGUUUGCGACAAUGUGACGCCAGCAACUUUUGGCGGGAAAAGCCCUGCAUUUGGAUUCCUGUGGUGGCGGGCAAAGGACGGCCUGCCGCGGGACUGAGUGGAGUCAUGGCAGUGCCCUUUGUGGAAGACUGGGACUUGGUGCAAACCCUGGGAGAAGGUGCCUAUGGAGAAGUUCAACUUGCUGUGAAUAGAAGAACAGAAGAAGCAGUUGCAGUAAAGAUUGUGGAUAUGAAACGUGCCAUAGACUGUCCAGAAAAUAUAAAGAAAGAGAUCUGUAUCAAUAAAAUGUUAAAUCAUGAGAAUGUAGUGAAAUUUUACGGUCACAGAAGAGAAGGCAAUAUCCAGUAUCUAUUUUUGGAGUACUGCAGUGGGGGAGAACUUUUUGAUAGAAUAGAGCCAGACAUAGGCAUGCCUGAACAAGAUGCUCAGAGGUUCUUCCAUCAACUUAUGGCAGGGGUGGUUUAUCUGCAUGGUAUUGGAAUAACUCACAGGGAUAUUAAACCCGAAAAUCUCCUAUUGGAUGAAAGGGAUAACCUCAAAAUCUCUGACUUUGGCUUGGCAACCGUGUUUCGGCAUAAUAAUCGGGAGCGUUUGUUGAACAAGAUGUGUGGUACUUUACCAUAUGUUGCUCCAGAACUUCUAAAGAGAAAAGAAUUUCAUGCAGAGCCAGUCGAUAUUUGGUCCUGUGGAAUAGUACUUACUGCAAUGUUGGCUGGAGAAUUGCCAUGGGACCAGCCUAGUGAUAGUUGUCAGGAAUAUUGUGAUUGGAAAGAAAAGAAAACAUACCUCAACCCUUGGAAAAAAAUUGAUUCUGCUCCUCUAGCUCUGCUACAUAAAAUCUUAGUUGAGAACCCAUCAGUAAGGAUUACCAUCCCAGACAUCAAGAAAGACAGAUGGUACAACAAACCAUUCAAGAAAGGGGCAAAGAGGCCCCGGGCUACUUCUAGUGGUGUAUCAGAGUCUCCUGGUGGAUUCUCUAAGCAUAUUCAAUCCAACUUGGACUUCUCUCCAGUAAACUGUGCUUCUAGUGAAGAAAGUGUGAAGUACUCCAGUUCUCAGCCAGAACCACGGACAGGCCUUUCGUUAUGGGACACCAGCCCUUCAUACAUUGACAAACUGGUACAAGGGAUCAGCUUUUCCCAGCCCGCUUGUCCUGAUCACAUGCUUCUGAAUAGUCAAUUGCUUGGCACUCCAGGAUCCUCACAGAACCCCUGGCAGCGCUUAGUCAAAAGAAUGACACGAUUUUUUACCAAAUUGGAUGCAGACAAAUCUUAUCAAUGCCUGAAAGAAACUUGUGAGAAAUUGGGCUAUCAGUGGAAGAAAAGUUGUAUGAAUCAGGUUACUGUAUCAACAACUGAUAGAAGAAACAAUAAGCUGAUUUUCAAAGUGAAUCUGGUAGAAAUGGAUGAGAAGAUCUUAGUUGACUUCCGGCUUUCUAAGGGUGAUGGAUUGGAAUUCAAGAGACACUUCCUGAAGAUUAAGGGGAAGCUGAGUGAUGUUGUGAGCAGCCAGAAGGUUUGGCUUCCUGUCACAUGA
This is a messenger RNA of Budorcas taxicolor (takin), 1713 nucleotides long. It is a transcript of the gene CHEK1, whose product is annotated as checkpoint kinase 1. Gene Ontology annotation, cellular component: site of double-strand break; cytoplasm; nucleus. Lineage: Eukaryota; Metazoa; Chordata; Mammalia; Artiodactyla; Bovidae. Gene Ontology annotation, biological process: protein phosphorylation; mitotic G2 DNA damage checkpoint signaling. The record is from RefSeq and is a predicted model, not a curated record. Gene Ontology annotation, molecular function: protein serine/threonine kinase activity; ATP binding.